UUCUCUAAUGUUUUGUUUAUGGCGCUAAAGAUUGUAUAAAAUAAAAUUUAAAUGGUACUUUUCAACGACACCACGAUUGAUAACUCAUCUCAUUUACUGAAAUACUCAAAGCACAUCACGUCAAAGAAAUGGCUCUGAUAAGUGAUUUAGAAGACUGUUGUUUCCACUUGGAGAGCAGCAAAGUAACCGACAGGAAAAAGUUUUGUAAUAAGUUGACCUUACUUCUAGAUAACAAAGACGUUAUAAAUAUCCUCAACGAAGGCAAAAGGGCAAGCUGGAAGAAUGUCAUAUCGUCUCUCCAGGAAUGCCUUAGAAAGGAUUCUGAUAAGUCUAUUGAAGAUGCCAAAAAGAAAAACAGUGAUGCCAUCACCAAAUCUCCAAGUGCGGAUCUAUUUGAACAAGUUAUUGAUAUGGCAAUCAGAGAAGCUGUUGAAGACGUUGAUAUCCCCAAACUGGUGGGGUAUAUAGUUGGAUGUAUGAAAGACUACAAAAUGAAAAAAUGUAACGCCACUACCUUUUUGAAUAUACUGCAAAAAUACAUUCUAUCAAAUUCAAAAUGUUGGGGAAGAUUAGAAGCUGAUGAUUGGGCGGGGGUUUACACAUUUCUUAAGGUCUUGAGUGAGAAAAGAAGUGACGAUAUGAUAAUAUACAAAUGUCUCAUGCUGGUGAUUAAAUGGGGCCCAACAUCAGGCUUCUCUCCUUGUUUCUUGAGAGGGGAAUUUUCAUUUAUGACUAAGUUUUGUCAGUUGCUAUCUCCACUGUCACCUAAACCAAUGCAAGAGAGUACCUUGGAGAUGGCUCUAGAUUUUUGCCAGCACACGGCCAAAGAUAACCGUGUGUCGUGUUGCAAGUUUGGAGAAGAUGUGUUACCCACUUUUGUUGAUUUGUAUGAACUCAAUGGCAGAGAGAACCAAAUCAAGGAACUGCUGGUUCAGUUUUUCCUGUUUCAAAUGGUCAUUCAUCAGCCUAAUGGUGUUGAAGAGGGACAUCAGGCUGCAUAUGCAUUCAGUUGGAUAACAUGGAAGAAAUGUUUAAAAACUGUAUUCCGUUUAUUGUCCAGGGAGAUUGGUUUCUAUUUUGAUUUUCGUCAGAAGAAUACAUCAUUUUUCAAGACUGAUGGAGAGCUCGUAACAUUAAGUGAAGAUUUUACCACAUUAUUCGUAGAAAUCAGUCGACAGUUGUUCACGUACUCAGACUUGGACAUCACUAGUUCCCUAGAUUGUACAUCACAAAUUCCCCAGAAGAGACAAAAAAUUGACGUCAGCUUGAAAUCUUACAUUAACAACAUUCAGCAAACAAAAAGUUGGUUGUGGAUUCAUUUAGUGAGUUCUCUGAUAAAGACAUACCCAAAACUCUUAGAAAGUGAUGACUAUAUUUCUCUGUUGCAAUUGCUUUCAUCAAUACAGAUCGAGUCUAAUGAUUAUAACGUCACCGAAAACAUUUACGUUUGUCUAUCUACAAUGCUGGAUGUGUAUGAUUUGAAAACCAUCUCUGGUCGAUGUGAAGCAGACAAGUUGUGGAAAGUAAUAGGCGAAAGCACAACUAGAGCAUUCGCUUUGAAUCAGCACAAAGAAGCCACAGAGAACCUUCUGGCAAAGCUAAUUAAGAAUGACAUCGUCGAUUUUCACGAUAUCCUACAAACAUACACAUCGGGAAUUCUCAAUAUCAGCCCACAGAGUAUCAGGACUCUAGACUCGGGUUUGCAGCUCGUCAGCAUAGGCAAAUCUGACGAUUUGAAAAAAGAGAAUCUAAUGAGCUGCAUCCUGAAUGCACAAAAUUUUAAAGAUUGUACAUACCUGCUGUGUAAAGAGACAGCGGAAUUUCUAGUCAAAUUGACAUUGAAGCAGUGGCCAUCAAAAGGUCAAGAAAACGGGUUUAGAAACCAAGAUAAAUUUAAGGAUCUAAAAAACAUUUAUCUCAAAACUCUGUUGGAAGAAAGUACUCUUACGAGAGAACUAGUCAAGAAUAAAGAAGCGGUCGAAGGUGGAUACUCGGUAGAGAUCGAUACGGCUAAAUCCUUGACGAACUUACUGGAUGUCUUUGUCCGAUCCUGUCCGGAAUCGGAAGAAGCAUUGGCCAGCAUACUCGUACUUCUGGUGAACAUAUCCAGUGCUCUUAUUGAUUUUAAGAUCGUAGGCGAGAGGGAUAUCGAGGAUUCCGUCCUGAUAGAUCUGAUCAAGAAGGUUUUAACUUUUGAGAAGUUGAAAGGUAUAUGUUCAUACCACAACAAAUCGGAGAGGGAGGCUAAAAAUCUCCUUAAAUUCGUGAAAAUCAUGGACAGACUUUUUUCAUUAGACGUGAACAAAAUAAUGCAAAGCAAGUUGAAAAAUCUCGUACCGUUGGAAGUACUGAAGGCUCUGAUACAGAUUUUGAAUGAUCUUCAAGAAGAUCAAAAACAAAAGUGCAACCUCGGGUUUGAAUUGAAAAAGGAAAUCACCAGGACUUUGUCUAGUUUCGGGUGUGUUUGUGGAGGUGAACUGAACCAGUACCAAAUAAAUAUCCUGGAAGUUUUAUCAGUUCCCAAUUACAAUUGUAAUUUAGAAAAUGACUGUACAUUGCUCAAAACGUUUCUGAGAACAGUCAGGAUGUCGGAACCAGGUGUCUUACCAGAGAAAAUACUUGAAAAUAUAUUGGAAUCUGUCCAUGAACUGUGCCAAGCUCGAUAUCAGUAUAGCUUAGAUGCUGUAGAAAUACUGAACAUUCUUAAAGAUUUAUUUCCACAUUUUGCCAUCUCCACCGAAGAAAAUAAAGUCACCUCGGUUGCUUUGCUAAAACCCUUUUACGACAAACGUCACAAUUACGGUCCUGGCGUGUCACUAGUAUUACUUGAAUGUUUGGAAGAGCUCUGUCGGCUCGAUCCACGAAGCGAGUUUGCCCGAUGGUCUGACGUCGAAGUGGUUAGGUUCAUCCCGGAAUUCUUGAGUUGCGACUAUCAAGAAGUUCGCUUCAAAGCCGCCGAUGCGUUGGUAACGUACUUCCGAAUGAACUCGAAAACCACAUACCUGCCGGACUUUCACAGACAGGAGGAGAUUUUCUCGAAAAUUUACGAAAUGAGUCUCAAGGUCUUCAACGUCGAAGGAGAAUUAACCCAAGAACGCCGAAUCGACGAGGUGGUUUCGAGAACUGCCAGUGUUUUACACACUUUUGGCGGCCUCAUUCUGCAUUGCAACAAGUGGAUAGAGGAAUGUAUAGUAUCGCUGAUGAAGAUUUCGUACAUUAAAAAAAUAGAUUCUGUUGAUAAAAUACUGAGAAUUAUCAGCGAACGUUUGCUGGGAGAACCGGGCUCGAACAUCGUCGAGAGAUUUCUCGAACGAAUCAUAGAAAGGUGGUUGAACGAAGGCAGGAGCAUCGACGAUUUCCAAUUCAAACUUUUGAAUUGUUCGACCAAAAUGGAGUUCUAUCUCAAGUAUUUCGAGAAAUGCGUUCCGUUUUUCAUAGUGAGCGACAGAAAAGACCUUAUUUCGGCCGCGAAGGAGCUCGGUUUGAGUGAGAAGGCUAUCGUAGAGAUAACGGCUGCUAAAGUUUUCGCGCGUGCUCUAUGCGCAGACGUUGAAAACCUUGGUCCAGCGGUACUGCAGGAGAAUAACAUUUUGAAGUAUUACUCUUUUGCUGUCGGAGAAAAUUCUCUGAAGGAUAUAUUGAAGGAUAAUCUGGACCAAAUAACGCUUGGUGUUAUCGGAAGCUUGACAGAUGAAAAGUACAUUCUUGAUCAUUUCGACGAAGUUGUGAUAUUCCCAACAAGCAACUUGACGGUAGUUCAACUGGAGGCCUGUUUCAAUUUUAUCGAGUCAUUUUUGUGCGACAGCCAACCACUGGUAACGUACCUAACGAAAACUAAUGUCGGAAAGAUAGAAAAGAUCCUCCUGACGCUUAGAUUGAACAUAUACAACGUAAUUUCGGCAGAAGACAAAUUGAAAUCUCUACAUAGAUACACGCUUUUCCUAAGUAUGAUCACUGAAAAUCUGAGGAGCAACAGCGAUUGGCAACAUUACUUCAUACGAGACACCGUUCACUGCUUAAUCAAUCUCAUCGAAAAUCAUGACGAAUAUCCGAGCAUUACGAAAGCUUCUUGUAUGUUCUUGAAUACUUUUUUGAGAAAAAUAUUGCCGAACGUUUCGGACACUUUCAAACAUUUAUUGGAAUUCACCGUCAAGUCGUUGAAGUUGUAUACCGUCACCAAGGUUGAAAUAAGUGACCUUUGUGUGAAUAUCCUGAAUUUCCUGAUCGUCGACAAUUCCUGCCAUCUGUUGAGCGAAAUCGAGAAACUCGACAACUUUUCCCAGCACCCUAACUUCAGUGAGAUCAGGAGGGUCCACGAGGGCAUAAAAUAUGGCGAGAAGAGAGUGUCUCUUGAAGACGAAAUCAAUUCCUUUUUGAAACACAACGAUGUAUCCACCCAACAGGACAGUUUAAUCCAUUUGAGAAAACUGCUAUCUGAGCAGAAAUCCAAAGUGAUGGAACUGUACGACAACCUUCAAAGUAACAGAGGCUUCUCGGAAGAUUGCGAAAAAAGCUGCCUUCACAGGUUGGUUUGUGCCCUGGCUAAGCUGAGCUGCUCGCCUAACGAGAAAGUUAGCUUCGAAGCAGUGCGAUGUUUGGGCGAGCUAGGUCCAGCGAAUUUGCAAACCCUUGUGCUGCAACCCGAGCGGGCCGUUUUUGAUUUACAGUGCACGCCGUUUGAACUUUUGACGGGAAAUGUUAUUUCCCUUCUGAGUGAAUAUGUUGUAGAUAGCGACGUGAACGUGGUGAAGACAGCGAGCGAAACUUUUUACCUCGUUUUGGAUUGCAAAGAAGGAAGAAAACUCGCAGAAUCGAAUAAGGACUUCGGUUACGGGCCUAUCAAUAAAAAUUAUAUAAAGCCUUAUUUUCCGUUGACCCGGUCUUCUCCGUCUUCCAAUUCAGACAUUGAUGUGGAAAUAUGUGUAUCCAAGUUGUCUGAUGAUACCCUCUGGUGUCCGCGAACUGAAACACUUCACAAACAGUGGAUUCUGAACCUGGUAUCCGCAAUUCUGGAAUCUUUCACAAACCAAUCAUACUUACAGAAGUUAACGUCGAUGUGUAAGGUUAAGACGAAAUUUAGCGAGCGGAUUCUGCCACUAUUAAUAAAUUUAUUGGUUUCUUUUAAUAUUUCGAGAGUCAACAACAUGUUGUCUAAAAUGAUAGAUUUUUUCUUUUCGGAACAUUGGGAUCUGACAGUUUCGAAACUUGUAGAUAAAAAAUCAAUAGCUCUCAAUAAAAAGUCGGUGAAAUGCAUGUUGGCUAUCGUCAGCUUCGUCAGACUGCAGAAAAGUUUCAACAAGCCCAGAUCCAGGUCUAACACCAACACGCAAGAUCUUAAUAUCGAUUAUUUGAAGGCUGGCAAAGCUGCCCAAUUUUGCUCGGCGCAUUUUUCAACACUUCUCUAUACAGAAUUGUGGUGUCAGACACAGAUCGAAAACAUUCAAAAUGAAAACCCAGCCUUUUGUGAACAGCGGUCCACCAUGAUCGACUUUAUUUAUGAACGAGUAGGUAGAGAGGCCGGAGAAGCUUUACAGCACAUCUUGAGAAACGCUUACAAAGCAGUUGGCGACCUGAACGCUUUGCCCGGAUGUGGAAUCUCGUUCCUUCUCGAACCUCAAUUCCGCGUGGAGCACUAUAAAGAACAGGAAAAAUGGGAUCAGGUAACGCAAUUUUAUGCAACUCGCAUAUUCUCAGAGCCUCAUACCUCGCUAAGAGAAUUGAUGGAGAGCUUCAAAAAGUGCAGUUGGUACCAAAUGCCUCUACUCUGCGGCGACAAGUUGGAGGAGCCGCAGUACGAGUGUAUGUGGAGGCUGGGCCAGUGGACCACGUCGGAGAAGAGAAAUGUAUCUUCCUCCAUGACACGAGAUGAUUUCGAGAAGUACAGGUUUUUUGCUUUGAAGUCUCUCCGUGACAAAAACGUCCGAUCGUUCGACGAGGCUCUCAAAUAUCAAAAACUAUGCGUGAUCGACCAUUUGAAGCACGCCAGCCUGGAGAGCUGUCAGAACUUGUAUCCGGUCCUGUCUAGGAUGCAGUCGCUCGUUGAGAUCGAAGAUUUCGCCAAGGGAGAUGUCACUUCUAUCGUUGACAAGUGGGUCUUGCAGGACAGGCUCGUAAGAAAGAACGACUUUCAAUAUAUCGAACCGAUCGUUACGCAAAGGUUGGUCAUGCUCGCCGAUCGGUUGAGAGAGACUCCUGACGUGAAUCUGCAGAGGUUUUUGGUGGAGGCGACGUUGGAUUUCGCAGGUCUGGCAAAAGAAGAAGGGCACUUCAAAGAAGGUCUGGCGAUUUUGGAAAAUCUGAAGUGCAUGUCUGAUCUGACCGAAAACGUGAAAACGAGAAUUCAAUUAUUGGACGCUCAGCUCUCCUGGUUGGUGAACAAUACUAUUGUGGCAAGACACAUUCUGAAUAAGUUGUGCAAAAACGAAUCUAUUUCUCCAAAGCUGAGGGCUACAGCUUUAACAAUGUCUGGUCAAUUCAUGAGUGAAACUCAUUCAGAAAACAGAAUGGUCAUCAUCAAAGACUACUUUCUGAAAUCAAUAUCGCUCAUGUCGAGAGUCGAAAGAAACGAAAGGGAUAUUAAGAACGUGAUGGAUACAUACGACAAACUAGCUGUAUUUGCAGAUAACGAGUAUCAACAGAUAAAGAGCUACAUGCAAUCGGAAUUAUUCCAAAAGAAAAAAAACAACAUAGAAAAAGCGAGGCGAACGGCAUCUGACAUCAAAAAACAGAGGAAAAGAACCAAGGAUGAAGAACAAGCUGCAUCGAUACAUUAUAGGCAGAGCAACAUAGAUGAAACAGAAAUAAAUAACACCAUAUACGAGAGCAAUUUCUUUUUGGAAAAAGCUUUAAAGUACUAUUUUUUGAGUUUAGCCCAUAGCGAAGAGAAAAAUAUGAGGGUAUUUCGAAUAAUGUCGCUCUUUCUAGAGAACAGGAAUAACAAUCAAAUCGUUGGCACUAUUACAGAACAGAUUCCCAAAAUUCCGACUUUCAAAUACAUCGUCAUGCUGCCGCAACUCAUACCCCACAUUUCGGACACCAGUACCGAUCUCUUCAGCAGUACUGUGAACGAGAUUGUCGUAAAAUGCGCGAAAGAUCAUCCGCAUCACACUUUACCGUUGAUACUAUCUCUUUCGAACGCCAACAAAGAUGUCGAGUACGGAAACACCACCAAAACGUCUGCCAACGAUGCGAGGGUUGCCACGGCCAAUAGAUUGUUGGUCGAACUGAAGGAACAAGGAUUGGGGAACCACAUAAAAAAGCUAAUGCAGUUGUCGCUGGCGCUCAUAGACUUGGCUUACCUUCCGAUUCCGAACGAAAAUAACAUGCACACCAUUCCAAGAAACCAAGCAAUUAUGAAAAUACGAGACUUCGACGAUGUCCUGGUACCUACGUACACGUUGAACGUUGACGAAAGAGCCAGUUAUACCAAAAUUGUUGGUAUUUCGUCCUUUGGAUCAGAAUACCGACGGGUGGGCGGUAUCCACCAUCCGAAGAGGAUCACUUGUAGAGGAACGGACGGCAAGCUCAGGUCACAACUCGUCAAAGGAUGUGACGAUCUCCGACAAGACGCAGUGAUGCAGCAAGUGUUUAAUAUCAUGAACAAUUUGUUAUCUACCAAUAAACAAACUAGAAAUUUGCUGAUACGAACCUACAAAAUAGUACCGUUAUCCAUGAGAAGUGGUAUCUUGGAAUGGGUGGACGAUACCAUGCAGAUCGGUUCGUAUCUGGUGGGAGAGGAGAAGCAGCUAGGAGCGCAUCAGAUUUAUCGGCCAAGCGACAAGUCUCCGGCAGUUUGCAGAUCUUUGUUCAAGGGAUGUGCCGGAAAGUCAGUCGAAAUUAAACUGAAGACAUACAAAGAUAUCUGCCGAUCUUUCAAACCGGUAUUUCAUAAAUUUUUCGAAAGCUUUUUCCCUCAACCGACGAUCUGGUACGAAAGGAGAAGAGCUUAUAUACACAGCGUCGCUACCACUAGUAUGUGCGGAUAUAUUUUGGGGAUCGGAGAUCGGCAUGUUAGUAAUAUUCUGAUAGACAAAAUAACGGCGGAAGUCGUCCAUAUCGAUUUUGGUAUAGCUUUUGAGCAAGGGAAAGUGCUACCUACUCCUGAGGCGGUACCCUUUAGACUAACGAGAGAUAUGGUGGACGGGAUGGGAGUUUGCGGAGUCGAGGGAAUAUUCAAAAGGUCUUGCGAAAAUACCAUGGAGGUGUUGCGUCAAAAUGCGCAAACUAUCAUCACUAUUCUGGAGGUUCUUUUGUACGAUCCGUUGUACGUGUGGACAGUGACAGCAGCAGAAGCCAACAGACGUCAAACCGAUGACGGUAGCUAUGAAAGUACCCUGUCUAGCGAGUCUACUUGUGAUGAAGAUGCCACAGCAAUCAACAAUACAGCAGAACGAGCCUUAUUACGUCUUCGGGAGAAAUUACAAGGGACUGAAUUGGGCCAUCCAACAAGUAUUGAACAUCAGGUUGGCACUUUGAUACAACAAGCCAUUGACCCAGAGAACUUGUGCAAACACUUUGUUGGGUGGCAGCCAUAUUUGUAAAGUGAUAGUAAAUAAGAUAAAAAUAGUUUUAA
Leptinotarsa decemlineata (Colorado potato beetle) is the source of this 8572-nucleotide messenger RNA. It is a transcript of the gene tefu, whose product is annotated as Serine/threonine-protein kinase tefu. Gene Ontology annotation, biological process: DNA repair. Gene Ontology annotation, molecular function: protein serine/threonine kinase activity; protein binding. The record is from RefSeq and is a predicted model, not a curated record. NCBI's taxonomy places the organism in Eukaryota, Metazoa, Arthropoda, Insecta, Coleoptera, Chrysomelidae.